Molecule: messenger RNA, 1776 nt
Organism: Pocillopora verrucosa
Lineage: Eukaryota; Metazoa; Cnidaria; Anthozoa; Scleractinia; Pocilloporidae
Source: RefSeq, a predicted model, not a curated record
AUGCUCAAACAAAUUCGUCACAUUUCGGAAGGAAACUUCUAUGGCCUACACGUUACCAACAAGGCCCGAAAGCUCAGCUUGGAUAAAGAGAUACGAACCCUUGAGGCCUGUAAAGAUGUCCAAUCACAUGUUUACCGAAAAGAAGAGAGGGAGUUACUAAGUACACUGAAAAGAUUGCAGCAUACAAAGCAAGAUCACUUUGAAGAUAUUGGACAUCACGAAAACCAAGGGCGCUCUGCUUUUCAUCCCGAAAGGUGCCCAAGUUUUUAUGAAAAUCAACAUGCAAGUGACGGGCAACGGCAUUCACGAAAACCGACUGAAUAUCACGACAGAAAACUUCAGGUAAAAAUCAAAUCAGAAAUCAGUGACAAGAAGACUUCAGUGAAAGUGUGUGCAGGCCCUUCUGAUGCCUCUGUUAUCAUAUCACUUUCACCGAUGGCAAGUUCAACCAACACUCCAAAACAACUUACGACAAUAGCCUUACCUUCCGUACCAAAACCGACCAAAAGAGAUGGUGGCUCAGAAAUUCACAGGACACAGGCGUUUAUGUCCUGUGUUAUUUGCAACUUGCCACGAAAUGCUCAGGGGAGAGAAUACAAACAUACCUGCACAUGCCAUGAGGAUUCUUCUAAACAUCCUCACCACCAUCACAACCGCAGAGAAGAUUUACAGAAACACAGAAAGGAUCACGAAGAUUCGCACUGUUUUGGAGGAGGGCGAAGGAGAAGCUUAGAGGUUGAGGAAAAUCCACCUCGCUACGAGUGGACACAAGGGUUCACAAACACCAACAUCCAUCAAAAGAACCAAGGAAGAAGUAGAGCUUCCAGCAUCGAGGACGAUAAAAAAAGCCACUCACCAAGAGGUGUUGACGCUUACACAGCGCAUGCACCAGGUGUAGGCGCCCACAAAUGGGACUUUGGCGCUGAUCUGGGUAUAGCUGCUGCAAAUUAUCACAAACGUGAUAGGGGAAAACAAAGUGGAUUCCUGGCAUCAAGAAGUAGGAAGAAUAGCCUUGAAGAGGGAAGAAGCCGUAGGAACAGUUGUUCAGAUCGUCGAAGCAGAAGAAGCAGUUUUGGAGAACAAGACACAAUAAUAUACAACAGAUCAAAACAGGAAGAACUACGUGAUCUCUAUCACAGAUUGGAUAGAAUGUUUCCAGUCCACGACAGACAUGAGUACCAUGAUGAAGACAGUAAUUGGUACCAUAGGUACACACAUUUACCUGAAAAUCUUCCUCAUACUACCCAUUCACCUUUGUUUACGCCACACUCAGCCGCUGCUUCAAAUGAGGGAGCUGCACACCAAAAUCCCGCCUUCAAUGGGCUGCUACAUCCAGACAAUAUCGUUAACCAUCAUCACUUUCUACCUCAUGAAGCUAACAAGCAAGAGAAGCCUGCAAGGUCUAGUCAGCAUGCCCCCCAUCACGUCCACGGAUAUCGUGUCCAUGGGAUUGAUCGCAAUGGCAAUCGACAGGAAUACUGCGUAACCCAGGGUGCAACUUCUCAUAUUGCUGCUGCCUUUGAUCGCAACCAUGAUCAAGACAGUGGCAUUCAAUCAAUGCUGAUGAAAUUAAAGCAGCUUCUCAAUGUGUAUCAACAAAUGGACCAUAAAGCUCCAAGAUAUCCCUGGCCUAGUCCUCCUGAAAUCAAAUUCACAAACGAAGAAUUUAGAAAGCUGCGAAACUGCAGGUAUUUGCGGCUAACGAAAAGUAAUAUUGAGAGUUUGAAGCUAUUAGAGGAUAAACUGAAGGAACGUAAUGGGCAAAAAACUUCAUAG